AUGAAUCUAUACAAUCCUAAAGUAAAUAUCUAUAAAAGUUCUAAUACCACUAAAGAAGUCGGAACGGAUCCAACAGCUCAACUUGUAACUGUUAAUUCUUCCAUUAUUAUAAAUAAAACACCAGAACCAUAUAACGUGUCUAAGGAGGAAAAAGAUCCCCCUCCAUACGCCAAUGUGCCUAUAUUCCAACCAAAUAAGUCUUCACAUGUUGAGCUUCCACAAAGGCAAACUGUGGUAAAUAGUUCCUUAGGUACGCCAGAACUCCUAACGGGUUGUACUCCAUAUCCAUUGGAAACAUGCUAUAAUGAUGAUCGAACUAUUCUCCCUAUAGCAGACAAAACGUUGGUGCAAGUUACAGAAGAACGUAUGUCAGAUUUGUUACCAAACCAAGAACAAUCGAUUUUUUCUCCUUCUAACGAUAUUGCUUAUGUUGACCCAAGGGAAUUAAAAAGUUGUACCAUUGUUACUACAACCACAUUGCCGGCGACAAAGCAAAAUGAGAAAAAGUCUAAUUUUGUUGCAAGAACUGUGCCUACAAAAUUUUACAAAAAGGUUUCUUCCGAUUAUUUACAUUCGAGUUUUAACACGAAAGAUUCAGCUUCAAACGUAAGCGUAAUUUCUUCAAAGCAAAAGCAUCAGCGUUCUCCAAAGUAUAAAGCACAUACCAAUGAGUGUGACGAUGAUGGAACAGGGAAUAUAAUUCCAAACAUCACUGCAAAUUUACAAAAGAAUACACUUUCUUCUUCAGCUAUUCCCUUUAAUCCUGCUUCAAAUUCGGCUAAGACGGGCUUUAGUAAUAUGUCAUUUGAGGAUUUUCCAUCUGAUAAUGAAACAGAAGGAACGCCCACAAAAACUGCCCUGCCAUUUGAAGUUCUGCGCCAAAACAAAAUUUCUCUGGAUGCAGACAAAAAAUUUGGUUCUCUAAAGCGACGUAGUAAUUUGUUUUCCUAGAAAACUGCUACAUGUUUCAGCUUAUGAUCACAGAAACCCUCAUAAAAUCUAAAAACACAAACAUUAGAUAUAACAUUCCAAACGGCCUUAAUACCAUUGCAUACUUUAACAUUUUCUGUUGAUCUUAAUAUAUAUAUAAAAACAUGCUCAUUGUUGAAAAUAUGGAAAAGGAUGUACGUUUCCGUAAAAGCUUAAACGAGUGCAACUCUUUAAAUGUUUAUUUAUUUUUAUACGAUCUGGUAUUGUAGUAAGAAACAAGCUGACUUGCUUCAUACAGCAAAUUGUGAGUAUGUUUCCUAAAAGAAGCAAUAUAAAAUGUAGCCACAGUGCUGACAUUCUGUUAAAAAAAAUACUUAUUUGUCGACUUAGGGGAAGUAAAUUAUAGAAACAAUAUGCUACGCUCUAGCAACAAAUCUUACCAUAAAUUUCUACACAAAAUAUUUAUAAAACUUGGAAUUUAUAACAUUAGCAGCUCUAUAUAAAUCAUUUAAACUUUAUCAUUAAUAUAAAUUAUAUUAUCACAUCAUGUUGUGGUGUAAUAUGUACCCAUUACGACCUAAUCGCUAACUAAAAUUCUGCGAAGUUAGGCUAAAGAAGCCUGGCACCUUUUGAUGGAAUUUAAUAAAGUUAUUUUUCUUGUAUCGUGUCCUUGCGGUCUUCAAUAAUAAAUACGCUAAAUAAUGAGGGCGUAUAAAAAAAGAUGGAAAGGUCGACCAAAAAUAUUUUUAU
Musca domestica (house fly) is the source of this 1680-nucleotide messenger RNA. RefSeq lists its product as uncharacterized. Lineage: Eukaryota; Metazoa; Arthropoda; Insecta; Diptera; Muscidae. The record is from RefSeq and is a predicted model, not a curated record. The coding region runs from base 1 to 951 and encodes 316 amino acids. The transcript is spliced from 2 exons.